AUGGAUAUGCUUAACCAGAAGAAGAAGAAGAUAAACACAGGCCGCAAGAAGAUUGAGAUCAAGAAGCUCGACAAGGCUAGCAACAAGCAAGUCACGUUCUCAAAAAGAAGAACGGGACUGUUCAAGAAAGCCAGCGAACUCUGCAUUUUGUGCAAUGUUUAUGCAGCCAUAAUCGUCUUUUCUCCUGCUGACAAAUUGUUCAUCUUUUCUCACCCCGACAUCGACACAAUACUUACCCGCUAUGUCAAAGGAACAGCAGAGUCUGAACCAACAAAGUCGAGAGGGAAAACGGUGUCGUAUGAAGAGCAUAACAUGCAAUAUGAAGAGGCAAAGAAGAAGCUGGAGAUGGAAAAGAAGAUUCUGGAAGAAACUGAAAUGUUGGCUAAGACUUGUAAUGGAAAUCUUUGGUGGAACCAGCCCGUUGAUCAGAUACUUGAUGACCAGUUGGAACCGUUCAUGGUGGCCGUUUAUGAGUUGAGAAAAAAAUUAGCAGAAAGGGCUACUCAAUUGAUGAUGUUUGGGAUGCAAUAGUAUAUUUUCAUUUUCAUCAACAGGUUUCAUUUUCAU
Cajanus cajan (pigeon pea) is the source of this 567-nucleotide messenger RNA. RefSeq names its product agamous-like MADS-box protein AGL61. Gene Ontology annotation, biological process: positive regulation of transcription by RNA polymerase II. Gene Ontology annotation, molecular function: DNA-binding transcription factor activity, RNA polymerase II-specific; protein dimerization activity; RNA polymerase II cis-regulatory region sequence-specific DNA binding. The record is from RefSeq and is a predicted model, not a curated record. NCBI's taxonomy places the organism in Eukaryota, Viridiplantae, Streptophyta, Magnoliopsida, Fabales, Fabaceae.